Loxodonta africana (African savanna elephant) is the source of this 1351-nucleotide messenger RNA. It is a transcript of the gene TXNDC12, whose product is annotated as thioredoxin domain containing 12. The record is from RefSeq and is a predicted model, not a curated record. Gene Ontology annotation, cellular component: endoplasmic reticulum. Bases 13 to 531 code for a protein of 172 amino acids. Lineage: Eukaryota; Metazoa; Chordata; Mammalia; Proboscidea; Elephantidae. The transcript has 7 exons.
GCACCUACCACCAUGGAGCUGAGGUCUCGUGUCGGGGCCAUCUGUUUGUUGGGUUUCGGUUUCCUGCUCCUCGCCACCUCUUCUCAUGGACAGAUUGGGCUUGGAAAGGGUUUUGGUGAUCACAUUCAUUGGAGGACACUAGAAGAUGGGAAGAGAGAAGCAGCUGCCAGUGGAUUGCCCCUGAUGGUGAUUAUCCAUAAAUCCUGGUGUGGAGCUUGCAAAGCUUUAAAGCCCAAAUUUGCAGAAUCUACAGAAAUCUCAGAACUUUCCCAUAAUUUUGUUAUGGUAAAUCUUGAGGAUGAAGAGGAACCCAAGGAUGAAGAUUUCAGCCCUGAUGGGGGUUACAUUCCACGAAUUCUUUUCCUGGAUCCCAGUGGCAAAGUGCGUCCGGAAAUCAUCAAUGAGAAUGGAAACCCCAGCUACAAGUAUUUCUACGUCAGUGCUGAGCAAGUUGUUCAGGGGAUGAAGGAAGCUCAGGAAAGGCUGACGGGUGAUGCCUUCAGAGAGAAACAUCUUGAAGAUGAGUUAUAAUAUGAAUGUAUCCUUUUCUUUCAUCAAAGUUAGUAUUCUGAAAGGAAAGCAGCAAGAAAGGGAAUAUUGAGGAAUUGCCCAAACCAUUAAAAUGGCCAGGAAACCUUGCUCUGCUUACACUGGAUGGAGUUCCCUCACUGUAGGAGAGUUCUGCUAAUAAGCUGGUCUCCAUGUUGGUGAAUCUAGCAGAGUGUGGCUGACUUCCCUCUAUUCCCUCUCUCCUAAAUGUCAUUUUUGUCAUUGAAUGUAAAGAACUGAAUGUAAAGAACAAAUGAACCCUCUUGACACAAAACUUGAUCUAUAAAAGCAACUUGGAAGUUUACUCCUCACACUUUGGUAUUUGAAUCUUUUUUUUUUUUCAUUUCCUCCAGCUUUAUUCACCUUGGUGGUAAAAGGAGGCCAGUAGCAUCUUUUCUAAAGUGUUAAAAUUGCUGACAUAGCUUACCAUUUUUUUUUUUUUUUUAAAUAACAAAUGGUAAAUGUAAAUCAGUAAUUCUACCCCCUACUGAACAUACUGGCCUGCUUUUUCUCUUUUUCUCCUGGGAAUAAUCUUGAGCUUCUUCCCGAAUUCCUGUGACAGCCUUCCUUUUCGUCGCCUCGGGCUUCCCUGCUUGCACGCAUGCGUGUGCAGGAAUGACUGUGCUUGGACUCAGCCCUAGCUGGAAGCAUGCUUUCCCUUGUUACUGUUGGAGAAACCCAAACCUUCAAGCCCUAGGUGGAGCCAUUUUUGUCAAGUCAUCAACUGUAUUUUUGUACCGGGGUUAAGAAAAAAAGAAAAUACCAGUUGUUCCAUUACACUUUAAUAAAACUUAAAAAGGAA